Messenger RNA from Mytilus trossulus (common blue mussel), 964 nucleotides. RefSeq lists its product as uncharacterized. NCBI's taxonomy places the organism in Eukaryota, Metazoa, Mollusca, Bivalvia, Mytilida, Mytilidae. The transcript is spliced from 5 exons. The coding region runs from base 113 to 964 and encodes 283 amino acids. The record is from RefSeq and is a predicted model, not a curated record.
UAUUCAUUCAGGACAGGGACGGAUAGAAGGGUUUAGCGAGGAAAGGAAGUCCAUUUCUAACUGUUUAUGUGCAUAUUGAAGCUUCAUAUACCAGACUUUGUAUCACGUUUAAAUGAUGGAAAGAGAUGGAUCCAUUAUGACAGAUUUCAUCCCUCAAUCGCCUAAAAAACGUACAGAAUGCGAAUACUGUCAAUUCUGUUUAAGAAGCUUACAGUGUUACUUCAAUUGUCCUCUAGUGAAAUAUGUCUUACACAACUUAAAGCAUGAACAUAUGUUGAGUUGCAAUGAUCAAGACAAAUGCAUUAAUAAGACAUGUUGUACUUUGUGCCAAAUCUGCGCCGAUUCUCUUUGUGAUAAAUUAUACAAAAGUAAGGCUAAUCGACAUAAGUGUCAGCGCAAAUUUAAUACUGAUUCCGCUAAGCUAAAUGAUUGGCAAACAGAGAUUUCAAGUCAAAUUUUGCAUACAUAUUGUCAUAUAAAUUUAUUCGAUCAGCAAGUGAUACAUAAAUCCUGUACAUUGGAGGGUGAAUUAUCAUCAAGUACCAAACAUGACGGAAUUUCUCAGGACGAAUAUGGCAUGUUAUUACCAGAUAUUAUCAAGUUGCCUCUAGAUCAAGACCCAUCGUUUCAUGAGGACGAGAAGAGACUAAAGAGAGCUCGAAUGGAUGGUUGUAUCAAUAAAGAUACAACUAAGUUGUGUGACAUUUAUACGAAAUUGUCAGAGAUUGAAUCAAAGUUAAGCUUAAUAGAGGGAGUAACAAAACACGAUAGAGCAGAAACAGAAAAGACUUUUCAUGAAAUACAGAAAUCAAAUGCGGACAUAGGGAAAAGGGUGAACAAUUUGAUUGAGAAUAUUGCAAUACUGAAGACGUCAUAUGAGAAGCUUAAUGGUAUGACAACUCACAUGGACAAAGAUACAUCACGACAGAAAGAACGGGAGUUCAAGAAAAGUCCAAUUAAGUGA